Chaetura pelagica (chimney swift) is the source of this 2178-nucleotide messenger RNA. RefSeq names its product NOP2/Sun domain family, member 7 (gene NSUN7). The coding region runs from base 1 to 2178 and encodes 725 amino acids. The record is from RefSeq and is a predicted model, not a curated record. The transcript is spliced from 11 exons. Gene Ontology annotation, molecular function: methyltransferase activity. Lineage: Eukaryota; Metazoa; Chordata; Aves; Apodiformes; Apodidae.
AUGGUGUCUUUACGUGAGGAUGUUACAAAUGAUACUUCAGACUCUAGUGAAAAGAUUUCAGAUGAAAAAGGACCUGUUGAAAAGAGAACAAUGACUGUGAUUGGGAGGAAUGGCUAUCACGACGCCGUAUACAUGAAUGCAGCUAAGAUUUUCCAAGGCAUUCGUACUGAAAAGCCUAAGGAUAAAAUGUUGGUGCGGUAUGGGGAUGACUCAUUGCCUCCCACACUGACUUUCAAAGAUGACUAUUCCCAGCGUGUAUCCUAUGAACUGGCUUUCAGUGCUCUAAAAUAUCAAGAUCUUCUUGAGGAAGUAUUGUUAGAUAGUGGUGUUUACCCAUGCUACUUCAUACCAGAUGAAUUAACCAGCCUGCUGGUUGUGAUGCUUUAUGACCUACAAGACCGAAAAUUUCAAGCACGAGAGAUUUUGGAUAAAGAAGAACCUGUAGAAGAAGUUAAGAAAGUAGAGCAUUAUUUUGACAGUUUUAAGACCAAGUUGGCAGCUGCACUAGCAAGAUACCGCAUCAAACACGGUGCUCUUUCAAUUGAAUCCUCUCUACCAGAAACCGUACGGAAGCGGGAACAAAGGGCCUCUGCAUUACCUUUAUGUGCUUGGAUAAACACAUUUAAAAUCAGCCUUGAAGAUGUCUUCAGGGAAUUGGAGAAGAAGGGAUUCACAGGAGUUGAAUCUGUGUCAGACUUGGACCAUUACACAUACUGUCUGGACCAAUAUUGCCAGGAUGUAUUGUUUUUUCCUUCCUCUCUUAAAGAAGAACUGUUUAAUUUAGAUCUUUUUGCAGAUUGCAAACUCUUACUGCAGGAUAAGUCUCGCAGCCUUGCUGUACACUCUGCACAGGUGCUGUUGAAUGAAGAUGAUGACAUUCUUGUGGCCCAUGUAGGUUCCUAUCUGACCAUUGCCCAUAUGUCAGUGCUGACAAAUCACAGCACAUCCAAUAUAUUUGUUUGUGGAGUGAAAUCAUCAGCAAAAGCAGAUGAACUGAUGAACUUGUUCCUUCACAUGGGAUGUGAAAAUGUUCAGUUGUUACAUGAAGACUUUAUGGAGAUUGACCCAAGAAACCGGAGACUUAAAAAGGCAAAAGUUAUUUUGUUGCUACCACAGUGCUCUGGACUGGGUGUUGGCAAUCCAAUAGACUUUAUUGUACAUGACCACGGAGAUGCAGGAUUGCUAAGAGACGUUUACCAAGGACGUGUAUCUGAGGAUAAACUCAACAAUCUUGCUCAGAGGCAGCUGAAUGAGUUGAUGCAUGCAAUGAAAUUUGACAAAGUCCAAGCUAUUGUUUACUGCACUUGCUCGGUUUACCCAGAAGAAAAUGAACUAGUAGUGAAAAAAGCACUGAAAUCUGAAGUGGAAGGAAAACAAGCAGAACCAUAUAGGCUUAUUCCUCCUGUUUUUAAUACUUGCUCCGAUUCAAAUACUUCCACUGAGUUGUUUUUCAAAAUGGAGCCAUCAGAAAUUUCCAGUGGCUGUUUUCUGGCUGUUCUGCAAAGAGAGAAAGAUACUUCUGAGAAUGUGUCUGUUAAAGACACUUUGCCUCAUGCUGCAUCAGAAGAACUGCUAGAUGACAUUGUUGUAGAAAACUCAGAGAAAAAAGCAAAAAAGCAACGGAAAGCAAAAAAGCGCAGACGUAAUGUUACCAGUAGGGGCACGGAGCUGAAGACGGCAGAGUUCCUGUACCAUCAAGUUGUAUCCACGAUGAAGGCUGAAGUUUCAGUCUCUAAAGCAGUUGGUGACAUAAAACAAAAGACCAUGAACCAAACAAGUGGCUCGGUUCAGCUGAAGAAGGCGAUCAAGCCUGUUUCAGCCAAAGCUCUGCCUCAAGUGCUGAAGCACACACCUCCUUUGUCACCCGCGGGCAAAGUGACAUAUGAAAGGCAGACACUUGCUAGAAAGGCACACACAGAACGUAGAAAGCUUUCAUUGAAGACUGUGGAAAUUGCUUUUCCUCCAGGGAUAACACCAGACCUAAGUCUGCAAGGAAGUAAACCCAGGGUAUCAAUGCGUCGUUGCUUUCAUUGCUGGGCUGCAGCAAAGGGUGGUAAGGAUACUCCUACAGUCUGUGCUCAGCCAUCCUCGCAGAUGGCUGUAGGCGUCUGCAAAGCUUGUCCCUACCUUUACACAGAAGGAAAUACUUUCCUAUGUAAUAUUAAUAAUUACACUUAG